UCCCGUGUGUCUUGACUGUUUCCUAAAUCCCAGUGAACGCUCCCUUUCUUGCAGCAACGCUCUGCAGCCUGAACUGAGGUCUCCUCAUACUUUGAAAAACUUUCCAGGCGCGCCAGGCUCCAAAACCAGCAUCAUGUCGGGCAUCGCGGCCACCCUGCAGCACAGCCGGGAGAAGGACCAGGGCAUCGGCACCAACAGCCAGGCGGUGAAGCUCCUGAACCAGGACUACGCGGCUCUGCGGCAGCGCUGCCUCCAGAGCGGCCAGCUGUUCCAGGACGACACGUUCCCGGCGCUGCCCUCCUCCCUGGGCUUCAAUGAGCUGGGACCGGCCUCCUCCAAGGUCCGGGGGGUGUCCUGGAAGAGACCCACGGAGCUGACAUCAGAGCCCGAGUUCAUAGUGGCCGGAGCCACGAGGACCGACAUCUGUCAGGGAGCUCUGGGUGAUUGCUGGCUGCUCGCCGCCAUCGCCUCCCUGACCCUGAAUGAAGAAGUUCUGGCUCGAAUUGUACCCCAUGGACAGAGCUUCAAGAGAGGACAGUAUGCUGGCAUCUUCCACUUUCAGUUCUGGCAGUUCGGGGAGUGGGUGGACGUGGUGGUCGACGACCGGCUGGCAGGCAAAGAAGGGGGGGGGCUGUGGCGCCUGGGGAGGGAGUUCUGGAGCGCCCUGCUGGAGAAGGCCUACGCCAAGUUGAAUGGCUGUUAUGAGGCUUUGUCUGGAGGAAUGACCACUGAGGGCUUCGAGGAUUUCACUGGAGGAAUCGCUGAAGUCCAUGAGCUGAGACGACCCAGUCCGCAUCUGUUCCACAUCAUCCAGAAAGCUCUGGACCGAGGAUCACUGAUGGGCUGCUCCAUAGAUAUCACGAGUUCAUCAGAGUCGGAGGCGAUCACCUUUCAGAAGUUGGUGAAAGGCCACGCCUACUCAGUGACAGGUGCUGCUGAGGUGGAGUACCGAGGUAGGAAGGAGAAGCUGAUCCGGAUCAGGAACCCCUGGGGUCAGGUGGAGUGGACAGGAGCCUGGAGUGAUGAGUCAAUGCAGUGGCGUUAUGUCAGUGACGACAUUAAGGAACACCUGAGUCAUCGCUCAGAGGACGGCGAGUUCUGGAUGUCCUUCUCGGAUUUCUUGCGUCAUUACUCCCGACUGGAGAUUUGUAACCUGACGCCUGACGCUCUGAGCGACAACUCCAUCUCUAAGUGGGCUCUGUCCAAGUUCGAGGGCACCUGGAGGAGAGGAUCCACCGCUGGAGGCUGCAAGAACUAUCCUGACACGUUCUGGACAAACCCUCAGUUUGUGAUCAAGCUGGAGGAGCAGGACGACAACCCGGACGACGGACAGGCCGGCUGCACCUUCGUGGCCGGUCUGAUCCAGAAGAACCGCAGACGCAUGAGGAAGAUGGGACAGGACAUGCACACAAUCGGCUUUGCCAUCUACGAGGUUCCAGCUGAGUUCCGUGGUCAGAGAAACGUUCACCUCAACAAGAACUUCUUCCUGCGCCAUGCCUCCGCUGCUCGCUCGGAAACCUUCAUCAACCUGCGAGAAGUGUGUAACCGCUUCUGUCUGCCGCCCGGAGAGUACCUGAUCAUCCCGUCCACCUUCGAGCCGCACAAGGACGGAGACUUCUGUGUCCGGGUCUUUGCUGAGAAACCGGCCGACUUUCAAGAAAUGGAUGACCCCAUCGAGUGCAGAGUGAAGAAGGUUGACAUUACGGAGAGCGACGUGGAUGAUCGGUUCCGGAGUCUGUUCGGACAGCUGGCAGGAUCGGACUCUGAGAUCUGCGACUUCGAGCUGCAGAAGAUCCUCAACAAAGUGGUAGCCAAACGAUCCGACGUCAGGACCGGUGGCUUCAGCAUCACAACGUGUCGCAGCAUGGUCAACAUGCUGGAUAAAGAUGGCAGUGGCAAACUGGGUCUGUUGGAGUUUAAAGUGCUGUGGACCAAGAUCGAAAACUACCUGGCCAUCUAUCAGCAGAAGGACGUGGACAAUUCAGGGACGAUGAGCUCCACAGAGAUGAGGACAGCCGUGGAGGAAGCUGGUUUCAGUCUGAAUGGUCCCCUCCAUCAGAUCCUGGUGGCUCGGUACAGCGACCCAGAUCUCACCAUCAACUUCGACAACUUUGUGGGCUGUCUGGUUCGUCUGGAGACCAUGUUCAACGUGUUCGCUGCUCUGGACAAAGACAACUCAGGAACCAUUGAGCUGAAUAUGAUGAAGUGGAUCAGCGUGUCCAUGAUCUGAAGAACCGGGUCCAGAACCAGAGCCCAAUCCUGGAAACAGACUGGAACAACUGGAGCUGGAACAUUCUACAUGUAGUAUAUGUAGUCCGGUUUCUCUUUCAUUCCAGUGGGGAGGGGGAUGUUAGUGCGACACUAGUGGUGCCUGUACAUAGACGUUUUUUAACUGGGGGGUUCUUUAUGAAUUCAUUAAUCUGAUUUGUUGCUU
This is a messenger RNA of Monopterus albus (swamp eel), 2434 nucleotides long. RefSeq names its product calpain 2, (m/II) large subunit, like (gene capn2l). Gene Ontology annotation, molecular function: calcium-dependent cysteine-type endopeptidase activity; calcium ion binding. Gene Ontology annotation, biological process: proteolysis. Gene Ontology annotation, cellular component: cytoplasm. NCBI's taxonomy places the organism in Eukaryota, Metazoa, Chordata, Actinopteri, Synbranchiformes, Synbranchidae. The record is from RefSeq and is a predicted model, not a curated record.